This is a messenger RNA of Polypterus senegalus (gray bichir), 1948 nucleotides long. Its product is annotated as methyltransferase-like protein 24. Lineage: Eukaryota; Metazoa; Chordata; Cladistia; Polypteriformes; Polypteridae. The transcript has 5 exons. The record is from RefSeq and is a predicted model, not a curated record. The coding region runs from base 316 to 1389 and encodes 357 amino acids.
UAACUAUGGCGAAUUCCAUAUAAAUACAUGGCAUUUUGAAAAUGUGUCAUUCUUUCACUUGCUUUGUUCUUUUACUUCCAUACUUACUCCUCCCAAAAUUCCUCUAAGGAACCCCGCCUUGUAGAUUUACUCCGGAGCAUCCAACGUGCGGGACAAAGAGGCGGAUCUCUUAGCACAGGUGAAUGAAUAGAAGAUGCGCGUUUCCCUAGUAAAACUGAAUCGGCUCGGCGACUGUUAACUUCUGCCAAGAGUUCCUCUCGAAUCGGACGACUGGUGGGAAAGUUUACGAUUUUGCAGCGGAGCGAUGCGUGGACGAUGGGCUCCGGCAGGCGGAUGCACUGUGCCAUUGUGCGUGCUUGCCUGUUGAUUCUUAUUCUGUUUUUAACUCUGCAAGUUUUCGUGGGGAUUUUAGCGCCGGGGACCCCUCGCUUCUCGGAGGACGGGGUUGUCUUCACGAUUAUUAGCAUUGAAAACUCUUGGAAGCCGAAAGAAAGUCCGAUAGCACAGAGCGGCACUGGUCAGGAUACGAAGACUUGGGGUCCGGAAUUUUUGGAAGGCGAACACGGGGAUGCUGCAGAAUAUUUACCGCACCUCUAUCAAGACGAGAACGAGAAUAUGACACGAACGGAAGAAGUUUCUAACCAUAUUGAGCUUCAGCCUUGGGCGGGUGGCCAGCCAUCUUUCAAGGCUGAAGUGGACCGUUUCCUUGCCUACAUCACCACUCCACAGGUCCACUGCAACAAGGCGCUGACUGCAGGUGAGGUCAGAGAGAAGCAGGUCGCUGCUAGCACGUGGGCCAUCUGCUUGGAAGCAUGGUUUUUGCCCCGGGUGCCACCGAAACCUUGUGUGGUGUAUUCAUUCAGCAUGGAUCAGAAGGAUGGGCUGUUUGUGUCACGCAUGGCUGCUGAAGGAUGUGAAGUACACCACUUUGAUCCUAGUAGCCCAUCUGCGCACAGCCAGCAAGAGAGCCAUGCACACCAUCACAGGACCUGGCUGGAUUGGCGAGAACAGAAGCCAGGACGCAGGAAGAACAACCCUAUGAAGCUCAAGACCAUCAUGCAAUUCCUGGGACAUAAAAAGGUGGAAUAUGUCCAGGCAGACCUGGAGAGUGCCGAGUGGAAGGUCCUUGAGAACGUGCUUCUGGAUGGGACAAUCUCCUUGAUAUAUCAGCUCAUUCUCACCGUCCAUCUGGGCUGGGCUGGUUUUGAAGUAGCAGGUGCUGAAGAAGAAGUGAUCCGGUUUUGGUACAGCUUGCUAUGGAAACUCCAGUCCGUCGGGUUCCAGUUGCACCACAGUUUCCGAGGGUCGGGCCAGACUGUCCUGCGGCACUCUCUGACUAAUGCCAGCAGCACUUACACGCUUUGCUGGGUGAACACUAGAUGGAGCUAGCAAAGCACUGGCAUGGAAAACACGACACCAGAUGAGAGAAGCAGUAAAAAUAGAAACCUCCAGGGCAGCUGAGUUUUAUGCUUGUCUGGACCUGAAAGUGCCGACUGUGUGAGGAAUUUCCUUUUUUGUUAAAAAAAUGUUACUCCUAGAUGUUGCAAGACAUCCAUCUGGGCAAGCAAACUGUCGCCAGGAAAUUUUUACUUCUCUCAACAAACGAGGCUUCUGAAACUUUUUUUUUUUUUUAUUGCAGACAAGUGAUAUAGUGCAGCAUGCGUUGAACAGCUUCAAUAAGUCGUGUUACUUCUUUGUCCUAAGAAAACAGACAUGUUAAGUUAUUACUUUUAAUCGGUAUAUUUCUGAUUGUGUUGAAAACAUGAUCCAUUAUCUAAUUCCAGGAGUAAAAUACACGAGAGGACUCUAGGCCAGAAGACAUUGUUGGCCCGUAAGCAAUGCAGUUGAUGGCUGCAAGUUAUAAGAACUUGAAUUACGUUCAGUAAAAAGGGUGGUUUUCCCAGGAUGCAGUAUGGUAUCAGUAUUAGAAAUAAAUACUUGAAAAUAA